AUGUCUGAACACAUAGCUUUCGAGCUGUUUAACUGCGGAUCUGGAGUUCUUUUGACCCUCUAUGUUAUGUUUUUGGCAAUUGCAAAAACAAGGGAUCAAGGAGUAAAAGUGUUCAGUAAGAUGCUGGCUACCAAGGCGCUAAUCGACUUCUUGUAUUCGAUGGUUUCGAUUCUGUCGUUGCCGGUAUGUUAAUUUAAGCAAAGAAAUUGUGAUAUUAUCACACCCCGGUUACGGAAUUGGCCAAUUUAAGAGUUGUAAUUGCUAAACGUCAGCGGGUUUAAGUUUAGUGCGUAGAUUUUUAUGAUAGCGAAUUUUUGAAGUUUAACGCUGUAAAAUACAAAGAUCUUUGACCGGAUAAUACACGCUUUGUUGGAGUUCUAAAAAAACGCUAAAAUAGACAAUAAGUCAAAGAGCUUUAACUAUUUUAGUCAAUUUCCUUCUCUACAACCCGGUUGAUUACUGUUAUGACCAACCCAUUCCUUCCAAGGGCAUUGCUUUGGCCCUUCUUCAUGGCCCAGGUCUUCUUCAUAUACCUCUCGGUCAUGAUAUUGCCAAUUCAAUUUGUCUACCGAUACCGAGUCGCCUCUUCGCAACCUCAUUCAUUUAAUACAGUACUUACUCCAUUGCUUUAUAUUGUCAUCUUCCUUGGGAUUCAUUCAGCAAUUUUACCCUACACUUUUCAAGGGCCUAGUAAGGAAUAUGAUAUUCUUCUCAAGGACUUAAAUGUGGAUUCUAACGGCCGGAAAUACACCGUCGGAGAUGUCGUAAGUAAUAGCCUUAGCAUUUGAAUAAUCAAACCUUAGGUGCGAAAUUCAUGGAUUAUCCCGCAUUUUGUUAAUUGCAUUGCAAUGGUUACUGCAAGUUAUGUUACAAUGUAUGUGUAUUACAUGAAAACCAAAAGGUGCUUGACGCGGUUUGAAGAUCACUUGAGCGAGACCACAAAGAUUGCCCAGAAACAAAUGAAGAGAGUGCUGGUGUUGCAGGUAGGAGAAAGAUAAAGAAGGACGUCGCAAAAUAAGGGGACCACAUUUUUUCUUAUUUCUCAUCCUGUCGUUGAAUAACUUGGCUACGUUUAUUCACGGCGAGCUAAAAAUCCUGGAAUGCGGCCCAAAUUUGCACAUUCCAAGUGUGUCUAAAUCUAGCGUGACUCCAGAACUUUUCUUUUCAAAUUCAACGGAAGACUGCCCAUAUUUGCAUUUAUUUACGUAAACUCUUCAGGCGCUCUAUCCAAUAUUCCUCAUCUGUUUGCCAUGCCUGAUCAUGCCGAUUGCUCCGCUUAUCAAUUACAACUCCAUAGCUCUCGGCAGAUUCUGCAUGUCAGCCCUCCACAUGACUCCAGCUCUCAGCUCUUUAUCCGUCAUCUUCUGCGUUCCAUCGUAUCGAAAAUUUACAUUAAGCCUGUUUAGUUCGGAGAAGAUUCCGAGUUGCACCGGCUUUUCAAACUCCAAUCCUCAGCCUUUGCAGCAAACGCUACCCACGUAUUAA
Molecule: messenger RNA, 1485 nt
Organism: Bursaphelenchus xylophilus (pine wood nematode)
Lineage: Eukaryota; Metazoa; Nematoda; Chromadorea; Rhabditida; Aphelenchoididae
Source: the annotation of a GenBank genome assembly